UAUACUGUAACCUCAUAUUAGAUGGGCUUAUAAAUUUAAUUACCCCCUGUACUAACUAAUCAAAAAAAAUUUAGAGAUUAAAAAGAUGAUAGUAUAAAAAUUUUUAAAUUGCGGAAGGUCGUGCUAUUUAGGAGUUGUAUUUCUUUCACUUAAAAAUGAAUUCUACUUGUUGCUGUUGCUGGGAAAAAUAUGACGAAAGAUCAAAAUCAUUGAAAAAAAUUAAUAAAAACUUAGAAUAACAAAUUAAAAUGUUUAUCUUUCCUGGAUAUUCGAUGAACAACGAUUGCUAUCCAUCAGUUGUUUGUCCUGGUUGCCGAAGAAAUCUUUACAGACUCAAAAAGGGAGACUCACCUCGUGGUGAAUGGGUAGCUAAGGUUACCAAGGUAGAGUGGAAAACCCUUUUGAGAAAUAGCCCCAGAACCAGUCUAACUCUUCCAGAUGAGAUUACUAAUUUUCCGACAACUAAGUCAAGUAUAUGUUCUUUUUGCUAUUCAUUGCCUGCACCUGGUUAUUCUCAUAACUGUACACCCACCAGUGCUGUGGCAAAUACCAUUACACUGUCAUUUCUUCUAGGUUCUCUUCAAGCUGAACCGGUAAAAAAAACUAUAUUUUGUUUAUAAGUUUUUAGUUUUUUAUGCAAAUUUCAUUUUGUGAAAACUUUACGUAGGUUGCUUCUGGAAUUAUAAAAAGUAAAAUGGCUGCAGAAAGUUUGGUUGACAGAUCAACAUUUUGUUUAUCUACAGGAGGAAAUCCGCUAAAAGUCACAGUUGGUACACCAGAAAACAAAUCAAAAAGAACUUCUAUUAAGCAGCUUUCUAUCGAAAUAAUAAAGCAAUUACAAAUUGUGUUAGAACUUUCAAAUAGAAAAACAAAAGAGAUGCUUUCUACUUUACGCAAAGGUUUAGGAAAUAAGCUUUCCAUUGAGCUUAAUAUUUUUGGUCGUCUUUCUGAAUUAGAAGAAUAUAUAUCUAAUUACUACAGUGUGCAGAAGUGCAAGUUUAUUGAUAGCAAAGGCCAUUUAAUUUUACGAGAUCUUGUAUAUGUUCAAAAUACAUUAAAUUUUGUACUUGACUUAUUAAAAUUGCGUGGUUUAGACCCAACUUCAGCCUUUAUAAGAAUUUCAUUGGAUGGUGGAGGUUUAUUUUUUAAAGUAAUCAUCAAUGUCUUUGAUUGUCAAAAAGAUAAUGAGUCAGACGAGUACUUAAAUAGUGGCGUUCAACGGUCUCAAUUUUUAGCUAUUGUUGAAGAUAUUCCUGAAUCUAACUAUAAUUUGAGACUUGUUAUAGAAAAAUUAAAUUUGCAAGAUGUCAGUUUUUAUGUUGCUUUUGACUUGAAAUGUGGAAAUGCACUGUUUGGUUUAUCAGGACAUUCUGGAAAAAAAGCUUGUUUAUGGUGUGAAGGAAUAUCUACAUUAAAUUUAGAGACAAAACGAACUCUUGGCAGUAUUGAUUAUUGGUACAAUAAAUAUUUAGAAAAUAACUCAGUAAAAUCAUCCAUGCAAGAGUUUAUGAACUGCAUCAAUCCUCGAAUUUUAUAUAUUAGUUUAGAUCCAAAUAAUUUAAUUGAGCAACUCAUUCCUCCACCUGAACUUCAUUUGUUAAUUGGUUUUGUUUCACUGCUUGGAAAUUUUUUGUUAGAUGUCUGGCCAGGAUUUGAUGAUUGGCUAAAGUCAAAAAAUGUUAUUCAGCGAGGGUACCAAGGCAGAGGCUGGGACGGAAACAACUUGAAUAAAAUAUAUUAGAAAAUAUUAUAUUAUUAAAUAUAUUAGAAAAUCUGGAUUCUCUUGAAACACAAAUUUUAGAAACAUUUACUUGUUUGAUUCCAAUUGUACAGUGUUUGAGAGAUUUUAGAAAUGUAAAAAAUUGUUGCUUUUCCAGCAAUCUACAAACUGGCUUCAAAGAAGCAAUAACAAAUUUAAAGAAUUCAUGUCUUUCCGCACAAGAAGUUGCAGUAAAUUUAAAUAAACAAAUAAAUACAACAUGGAAAGUCCACAUUCUACUGUGUCAUGUACAGCCAUAUGUGGAACACCAUAACAAAGGAUUGGGUAACUUUGCUGAACAAUGUGGAGAAAGUAUUCAUGCAAAGUUUAAGCCAACAUGGACAAGGUUUAAGAGACAAAUAGAGCAUUCCGAACAUGGUGACAGGCUAUUAUCAGCAGUAGUUGAUUUUGGAGCAAAAAGAAUUUGAUUUUGUUUAUAAAUUUAUUUAUAUAGUUAUAUGUAUAUAUGUAUAUUUAUAUU
Messenger RNA from Hydra vulgaris (swiftwater hydra), 2240 nucleotides. The record is from RefSeq and is a predicted model, not a curated record. NCBI's taxonomy places the organism in Eukaryota, Metazoa, Cnidaria, Hydrozoa, Anthoathecata, Hydridae.